GAGUCCAGGAGCUUGGAUCACACAGCUCCGACUGCUGCAUCCUUGGAGCUGCAACAGUUAUUUUUGUACAAGGAGAGGCUUGAGAAGAACAAGAAAGGGAGAGAGUGGGGUUUCUGCUGAGAAGCCGGUACUGAAGGCAAAGCAGGCAGAGAGCCGGGGUUCAGAGGGGGGAAGAAACAUACAGGGAGAGAUAUAGAGACUGAAGACUAAAUAUUGAGCCAUCGCUCUCCCCCGAGUAAUAACCUCGCUCCAUCCUGCCCCCACCUCCCUUCACUGCACCUUUCCACAACACGGAACCUGAGACAGAGGGUUCGUGGUCGGUGCUUGCAUCCAGAAGGCUGAACUCACCAUGGUCCAGCAACCUACAGUCACCAGGGCUGAAUCACACUACACUGGGGAGUGAGUCUUUCAGAAGCACCCCAGUCUUCUGUCUGUGAAAGAAAGAUGCCUUUGGCCAUUACAGAGGCUAACAUCUUGAGCCCCAGUUCCAGCCCCAGCUCCAGCUCCAGCUCCAGCUCUGGCCUUAUCCCAACCAACACUUUCUUCCCGGGCUCAACAGCACCUGGAGAUGGCCAGGACAACAGCUCCUCCGGGACAACCCCUGUGACCGUUCCCAUGACCAUGACCACGGUGGCCAACGAGACUGCCUACAACUCCACCAAGCUCCCAGAGGUGGCAGUCGGGGGAUCCAGCAUGGGCAUGAUGCUAGUGCCUUUUGGCAUUAUCACAGUCAUUGGUCUGGCUGUAGUCAUGAUGCUGUAUAUCAGGAAAAGAAAGAGGUUAGAGAAACUGAGGCACCAGCUCAUGCCCAUGUACAACUUUGACCCGGCCGAGGAGCAGGAUGAGCUGGAGCAGGAGCUUUUGGACCAUAGCAGGGAAGGAGCUGGAACUGGAGCAGGUUCCAAGACUCUGACACCCAGCCAGGGAACGACACAGAAGCCGAGCCGACUGGUGUUUACCGAUGUGGCCAACGCUAUCAAUGCCUGAUGCUACCUUUGGUCACAUGUGGACGGGGGACAGGGAGGAGAAAGGGUUUGUCUGAGGGCAGGGCUGGAUCCUCCUAAAUGUAUGGGUAUUACAUGAGGGUUAGCAAUGGGAGGGUGUGAGAUCUGAUUUUAAGGCUGUAGGACUCAUUAAGGGCAUUUCUGGUUAUGUCAUGGUCUUAUGUUUGAAGAUCCCAAGCAGCUACUGUUCCAGACACCAGGAAGGAUACAGCUGGAGAGAUGAGAAAUCUUCAUGUAACAUAGGUACUGGUUUAAUAUCAAGCAUACGUGUCACGGCUUGCAUUUUGUUUUAAUUUUUGUUUAAAGGCUUUUCUUCAGCUGCAUUAUUUUCUGGUAUUUGCUGCAAGGAAGUUUUUGUGGCUUUAUCACAAAGCACAGAGUACUAAAACAAGAAUGGUACAGAACAUUUCAUAAAUGAGAUGUGACAGGACCUGACAUCCAAAGUUAGUGGUAGAAACUGUCUCUAACCCAGGAUCUGCUGUCCAGUCAUGGGUGGAAAGGGAAUCCUUAGCAUGUAAUUAAUACAAACCCUCCUGCUCCUUGGAGCCCUUCAGCUGGUUCUUGGAGUAGCAGCCCAGCAUUUGGUAAGUGCUAUGCUACUAUGGGGCACUAAGGAGGGUUUUUUUCUCUCUCUCUCAGCACUAAUGAUUCAUCACUGGUGCUAUUUAUCAUCUCACUGCCUAUGUGUUUGUUGAGGGCCCAAAAGGCAAUGCAGCUUAAUUCUGCUGGUAAUGUUUGGGUUGAUCCAUUGACCAAAAAAAAGCCUUUAUGUGGGCAGUGAUUACAGACUGAACUUCAGAAUUGGGUUGAUACAACAGACAGAUGGAGAUAUAAUUGCUUCCUGGGAUAGUCCCUGUAGGAAGAUGUGGAAGAAAAAGGAACACUGAAUCCUCUUGAAGGAAAAGAUCUGGGCCUUGAUUUAGACCUGGGCCAAGGACCUGGACUUCUGCCAUUCACGACAAAGCCAGGGGCUGGCGAUGGGAUAGCAGCGAGCGAGGUUUGGGCUAACAUUAAACUAGCAGCAGGCAAGCAGGGGGCUACUCAAGGCAAUUCCUGAACUCUGGUGAAUACUAAAUGAUCUUCUGAAGCUCUGCUACUGCAUCUACUGUGAGCACCGUGGUCCUACUCCUCCAUCUCCACAGUGUACGUCCUUUCAAAGCAGCUGCACCCCUUCAAAUCACUGUGCACAACAUUUCAAGAUGUAGUCCUUGAUCCUUCUUAGGAUGGGGACAUCCUCUCUGACAAUCCAAAGAUUUUAACCAGUGGUCUCUUGGAAAGAAUCUAAACAAUCAUGGAAAUGCUGUUAUUUUUCCUCAUUUUGAUAAUCCACUGUGGGAGUGGCACUGUGUACCCAGCAUUUGUUUUGUUUUCUAAAUUUUCAGUAGUUUGUACCUCAACAGGGCAAAAUGUCAUUCAAUAGUCAGUCUCUUUAGUUUGGUUUUAGAGAUCAACUUUCUUUGUGAUGGCACCAACACAAAAUGAGAUUGCAUAUAAAGGGGGGGCAACAAAAAGUGCUAGGACUGUUUGUGUCUAUGAGCAGUAGCCAAUGUGUUUUCCUGGAGCUGUCAGGGUCCUACUGUUUCACAUAACCCAACCUCUGCAAAUUUUGGGACAAAAUGACACAACUGGUUAAUUAUUCUACACUUAUCAUUUUUCUGUCCUUAUUUUAAAUAAUAUCCAUCAGAGAGGCCUAUGUAGCUCAGCUCAUCACAGCAUACACUAUAAUACAAAGUGUUCCCAGUCUCCUUGUCCUCCACAGACAGUAAAUCCUUUUAUGUCGAUAACUCCAGAAAGCACUAUUUUAGGAAAGAAUCAAAGAUUCACAGUGGAUGCUACUCCAUCAUAUAAUCUGCUCUGAAAGUCACUUUCUGUUAAUGGGUGAUGUAUUCUAUUCAGAAAAUGUACUUUGUAUUGUUUCCUGUUCUAUAGUGUUUGGAUAUAAAUAGAAGGGAUCAAGUCUUUUUUUAAUAUAUUUAAAGUGAUAUUGUGAAACUCUGUCAGAACACAUGCACAGAGGCUGUUACUUGACCUCUUCCCCAAAUUAAAAAAACAAGACCGCUGUUGAAACUGAAAGGUUGAUGGGAGGCACACUUUGUGAGACUUUUUUGGGAAGGGACUGUAAGGACACUUUCGUUAAAUCACUAAAGAUGACAGAAACAGAUGAGGAUCGCUUUUUUCACUGUUUGAACAUGAAGCCAUUAUAAAAUAACUUGUCUUAGUCAAACAGAAUGAUGGCAGGAACCCUCUUCAGACCAUCAAGAUUUCUAUAUGAGACUAAGAGGAUUUCUUUGUUAAUGUUAUAAAUUGUUAUUUAUGAGUACAUUGUACAUGUACAUAAUGAAUAUAAUGACAUAUGUGCCUGGAACUUUGAGAGAUGCACAACUGUAUGUGUUUAAAUAUAUAUGUCUGUGCCCAGAGGGAGGGUCGGUCUGUCUGUGUGUGUGGUUUUCAAAGGUCUUGCUGAGUACUGGGAUCGCAUACGCAUAUGAUAAAAAGCAGCCUUCUCCCAUCUAUUCUGUCCUGUCCUUUUCUUUCUCAGAAGGAGGCGCUCUUCUAUAACAUGGAGGAGGAAAGAAAAAAAAAAAAAAACUACAAUGUUUGAAUUUUGAAAUGUUUCAUUUUGUGGCCACCACAGAAACAAUAAA
Molecule: messenger RNA, 3649 nt
Organism: Scleropages formosus (Asian bonytongue)
Lineage: Eukaryota; Metazoa; Chordata; Actinopteri; Osteoglossiformes; Osteoglossidae
Gene: c2h3orf18
Product: chromosome 2 C3orf18 homolog
Exons: 6
Coding region: 445-987 (180 amino acids)
Source: RefSeq, a predicted model, not a curated record